ACUGAGACUCAAGGGGAAUUUGUUAUAGUGAGGAAGAAAGCUCUGGAGAGGCUGACAACUGAAGUGAUGCAAUUACAUGACAUUUUGCCCCAGGUACUGACUGGUAAUAUCUUGGAGAACUUUCAGAAGUUGGAUGUGGUUGAAGCAAUAGUAGAAAAAAAAGAACAUGAACUGGAACAACUGAGAAUGGAUUGUGAACACUUUAAAGCCCGCCUGGAAACAGCCCAAGCAGAUUGUAUGAAAGAAAGAAAGGAAAAAUUAACUGUUCAACAGAAGCUGAAUGAAGCAAAGCAGCAAUUAUUGCAGCAAGCAGAAUAUUGUACAGAGAUGGGAGCUUCAGUGUGCACAUUGUUAUGGAGUGUUUCUAGUAAUGAAGAAGCAGUUAAAAGUAUUCUUGGAAGUAGUAUAGCUGAAAAGUUUUUUAGUAUUGCUGGACAAACAGUGGAGAGUUUUGUGAGAUCACUUGGUGAAGAUACCAAACAGCAAGAUGUGGAUUCAGAUGAAAGUCAGUUUGUGUUAGCUUUGGCAGGGAUAGUUACAAACAUUGCUGCUUUAGCAUGUGGUCGUGAAUUUCUGGUUAAUUCAAAUAAGGUGUUGUUGGACACGAUGAUGCAACUUCUAGGAGACCUGAAGCCGGGAUGCUGCACCAAACUGAAAGUGUUGAUGAUGAUGUCCUUAUACAAUGUAAGUAUCAACGUGAAAGGCUUGAAGUAUAUCAGCGAAAAUCCUGGGUUCUUCCCAUUACUCUGGUGGCUCCUGAAUGAUCCAGAUCCAGAAGUGUGUCUUCACGUACUACGGCUUCUCCAGUCUGUGAUCUUGGAGCCAGAGGUUUUGGCCAAGUCAGCUGCCAAGAUACGGGACACUAUGCCACUGCCGCGUAUUCUUAUGCUAUCAAAGUGCCGUAAUGGAGAUCUUCAAGUGCUGGCCCAAGAACUGCUUGAGGACAUUAAAGUAUUAGAGUGUGAACUAUAAAGGUGUAUGCUAUGACAUUAUCUUUUA
This is a messenger RNA of Euleptes europaea (tarantolino), 999 nucleotides long. It is a transcript of the gene HSF2BP, whose product is annotated as heat shock transcription factor 2 binding protein. Lineage: Eukaryota; Metazoa; Chordata; Lepidosauria; Squamata; Sphaerodactylidae. The transcript is spliced from 7 exons. The coding region runs from base 67 to 972 and encodes 301 amino acids. Gene Ontology annotation, cellular component: cytosol. The record is from RefSeq and is a predicted model, not a curated record.